This is a messenger RNA of Styela clava, 2442 nucleotides long. Its product is annotated as beta-taxilin-like. The record is from RefSeq and is a predicted model, not a curated record. Gene Ontology annotation, molecular function: syntaxin binding. Lineage: Eukaryota; Metazoa; Chordata; Ascidiacea; Stolidobranchia; Styelidae.
CCAUAUUUUAUAUUUCUAGUGCUUUACAACUUGUAAUUAACAUACUCUUAGAUAAAGAAAAUGUCUGAUUCUGUGGCUUUGCAAACUUUGUCUGGCGAGACCCCUGAGGAGUCAAAAACCGAUCACGGCGAAAAUGAAAUAAAUCAUAACGAACCACAUGAGGGUGAUGCAGUGGCAGUCUUAAAUCUCGAAGAUGAUUCGUUCUUGACCGAUAAAGUCGCAGACGUCCUUCUUUCAACGCUUGAAGCUCAUGUGUUGGAAAGUGCCUCACGAGGUAGCACUCCUUCUGAUGGGAAUGCCCCCCGCGACUGUGAUAUGUCUUCUGGAAGUCCAUCGCCAGUUCCAGAUGACGCAUUGGACAUCCUACAUCACCAUCGACCAAAAAUACAACUCGGCAGAGAUAUAAGUCUUAUGAUGCAAGCAUUGAAUAGUCUUCAUAGUCCUGAGGAAAAAAUUGCUGCUCUUUGCAAAAAAUACGCGGAUUUAUUAGAACAGCAAAAAGUAAAAGAUAAACGGCUGCGUGGAUUGGAACGCCGAUCUGGGCAAGUACUCAAAGAGAAAGAACAAAUGCAAAAAGAGCUGAACAAAGCCGUACUUGGGAAAUCGAAAAUGGAAAGUCUGGCUCGAGAAUUAAACAAACAAAAUAAGUUACUGAAAGAGGAAUCUUUUAAUAUGACAUUGCGGCAUAAGAAGGAGAGAGAACAAAUGAGUGUGAAAUUUCAAGCAACUACUGAUGAGAUUUCUGGUAAAAUUAACUCAAUUGCAGACCGGAACGAACUUCUGAAUACCCAGAAUCAAGAAAUGGCCACAAAUAUCGCUAAAUUAGUAAACGAUACGACUGAGCGUGAAAAAGUUAUCAAAGCUAUGAUGGAACAACGUGAUCUGCAAGAAAAUAUCCUGAAAUUAAAAGUCAAAAAGGCUGAUGAUGAGCGGGAUAUAUAUUCUCAACAACAUGCUGUUCUUUCUGAUGAAGUUGUAAAGUUGAAAACGCUUUGCGAGGGGUAUAAAAACCAAGAAAAAAUUUUGAAAACACAAAUUACAUACUACUCGGAAAAAUUUGAAGAUUUUCAAUCCACUUUGGAUAAAAGUAACGGAAUAUUCGAGUCGUUCCGCUCUGAAAUGGAUCGUAUGAAUAAAAAGAUGAAAGACCUCGAAAAAGCUACAGCGACUUGGAAAAAAAAUUACGAGCAGUCAGAGGCAGAAAAUAAAAGAAUUUUGUCGAUAAAUUUUGAGCAAAAUAAAGCAAUUGAGAAGCUUAAAAUAAAACUAGCUCGUUUGACAAACUUAAGCCGAGCGUUACAAGCGGAACGAAAUGAACUUGCCAAAAAUGCUCGACUGACGAAAAAACCAACUGACACUGUAACCGCUGAAGCGACAAGUACAGUCAGUGAACCACAACCAGAAAACAACAAUCGUACUCCAAAUAUGGGUGACGCUAUUGAAGAACCAACCAGUACUACUAGGGAUGGUGAAACGUCUCAAACUCAAGACACGUCAACUAAUCAUUCAAUGAACAGAUCUGAGGUUCAAGAAAGCGUCACAAAUUCAACAGAAAACAGCGAACAAACGUCCGAACUAAAUAAUCCAACAGAAAUUCCAGGAGGUGAUACAGCACCACUAAGUGAGGAGGAAACUUCCCACAUACCUGCGUCAUCUGAGGAAACUGUAACAUUAGCUGUUGCAGAUAGCACUGUAGCAAUGAAUAAACAAGCUGCGGCCUCGGUGGAUGACAUCAAAGAUGUUAUUCCCUCUUCUAGCACAGAGGUCCCAACCCCUGAAACUUCAAGUGAUCAAAGCCCGGAAUCUAGCAUUUCUAAAACAUCCGACGAAGCAGAAAAACUGUCAGAAUCAAACGAAAACGGUACAACGACAACCCAUCCAGAAACAUCUGAUGAUAAUGUAACUUCAUAAGUCCUCAAAAUACGAAACAAAAUCUCAAAACUCACUCGAGCUUCGUACUUUCAAGAAAAUCAAGUUUUUGAUAACAAACUCUCUGGCAUAUGCAAGACUUCUUUAGCAGACUAUUUCAAAUGCUCAGUGAAGUUAAUUUUUUUUAGUUUGUGUAGAAUAUUUCGACUUUAACAAUUAAAAGUCCUGGAAUUUCAACUUGAAUUCCAAUUUACCCAUUCUGGGCUAUUCGAAAUUACUAUUUCUUCAAUAACAUGCCAAACUCUGACACUUUAAUCGGGGCCGUAUUCAAAGGGGGGGGGGGUUGUUGCGGACCUCCCCUCUUUUGAAAAAAAAAAGAUAAAUAAAAAUUCGUAGCUUGGAACGCUUUUUAGACCCUUAAACUAUUAUAAACCGAGAUUUUUCGGCCUCCAGUCAAACGGACCGCUUUCUCUUACAGUUUAAUUGUCAAUUAGAACUUUUGGAACCACGGAUGUAACAUAUCAUAGGAUUUGCAUGGAAUUUUUCUGAAUAAAAUUUAUGGAUUGAUUUUGA